AUGGACAUCUUACCACACACACCACCACCUCUACAACCUAGCUCAGCAUCAAAACGCACUGACAAGACCAAGCGCAAGAAGAGCACGACCGUGAGGAGGAGGAGGAAGAAGGUGACCUGCAGCAACAAGGACACGAUCGAGAAUGGGGCCACGACGUCGGUGGGAACGGAGGAGGAGGCGAAGACGAAGAAGAAGAAGAGGAGGAGAUUAUGGACCAAGCGAGUACGGAAAAGGGAGCCAUUGUUGUCCCCCGAUAGCGAGCUGUUCGACAAGAUGUUCGGCUUCAAUUUCGGUAUUUUCCGCUCUCCAACGAAGAGGCGUCCGAAACGGCAGCCGAGCCCUCCCCCAUCACCAUCGGUCCAGAGGUCAACGUGUCGUCGGAAGGAGAAGGAGCAUUCGAAGAAAUCCAUUGCCGGCCUCCACAAAUCAUUGUCCGAGCCUUGGACUGACAUUGCCGAUGGUGCAACGGCGUGGCCUCUAGACACCGAGACCGGCGGUUUCGAGCACAACUUCGAGCCUAACAGCGCGCCCGGCUUUGAGCCCGACUACGACUUCGGUCGCGAUUUCGGUGGUGGAUACUCAUCUGGACCGGAGCAUUCGCCAUUCCACCCAGACGGUGCUUCUCAAGACCAAGCGCCCUCUUCACUUAAGCGAUCGCGGAUCGAGAGGAACGCCAAGAAGCAGCGCAAUCGUUGCCGGACUGCGAGGGCCGAAGCUAAGACUAGGGUGUCAAAACGACCUGAACUUUUCCAGGUGUACCUAUUGAUGAAGAAAAAGGCCAAAGAAGUGCUUCGACAGAGCGGGUUUGUCCCUUCCCCGGACGACGAGGAGUGGUGCGACGCAUGUCAUGAACGCCGAGUCACCAGAAAGGUCCGGGUUGUCGACCUGUUCUUUGCAGGUAGGUGCUUCUGUUGCACAUCUUUUGUCAACCACCCCUAUGCUAUCGUCUUGGACUGAUUUGAUAUCCCCCAACCAUGAGCAGGCAUGCGAGAACUAUGAUACUGCCCAUGCUAUUCCGAGAUCCAAACCCUGGCAGCUCACGGUUUUCUCCCGACAUCGUCAUCUUCAAACCGAAAAAGAGAAGGCAUCACCGCAUUCACCUUUCGCACGAUCGAAUAUCUCGACACCUACUGGGGGGUAGAUCCUUUUGGUAUCUAUGGCAUGUCCGAAGCGCUCAUUCUCUUUUGGUCCUCUGAAUUAUCCUCGGAGGAUCCUUUUAACAAGGUGGGCUCUGGACAGGGACAGGCCGGAAACAUUCAUUGUUUCUUACAGAAUAUAUUGGAAGCUUCCCAGGGUCCAACCGUGCGUCAGCAUCUUCAAGCCGCAAUGGAUGAAUAUUGAUUUAUGCAACAGCUGCAGGCAACUUUGACCGCCGAAAUUCUCGGCCUCUCCCCGCGCGAGCGUCUGGCCGACGUUUGUCCGGCAUGUUUUGGGCCUCGGAUCAAUGAAGCCGGCAAGAGCGAGAAUGACCUCGAUGUCAUCAUUGCUGUCGACGGCAAUUUUCAGCAUCGAUGAUUCGCGCGGGCAAAUGCUGAUCCUCUCAAGUCACGUCCAGCGUUAUUCCUGCCACCAGACAAGAUUCGAAACGAGCAAGCUUUGAUCGAUGGAUCGACUGAAGCGGGCGAGAAGGUACCUUGGUGCUGCUGGUGUCGGGUCUCCCGAACCCAAUAAUGAGUUGACCCGACUGUCUGUGAUUGCUAAACGAGCUAUUCUCCUAUACAGGAUGAAUGCACAGCCAACUGGAAGGCCGCAGAUGGUGGUGUGACCUCCGCUUCGUCAAAUGUAGUGGCCGACACAGGCCUCGUUGCUGCAGUGUACCGUCAUGAUCAUUGCCUGCGACUUUGCAACCUUCAUCAAUCAGGUGAAAAGUAUGUGUGGACUGGCCAUCUGUGACUCCAGGCAAGGACACUAAUAAGCUAGUUUGGUCUACCGCAGGUUAGUAUAUCCGGUGUCGCUGUUGAAAUGGAUUCUCGAAGAAGUUGAGGUCGGAGAAACGGAUUAUACUAUGGGGCCUGCGCGUACCAGUGACGCUACAAACGUCGGAUCCAGCUCGGGAUCGGACUCCCACCAAAGUUCGAGUCAGGAUCGAAGUCGCGUCGGAGUCGCGUAUGAUAUCGCCUGCAACUUAUCGUCGCACUUAUGCCGAGUGAGUUUGUUCGUGACACUCAGCCUGAGCAUUGGCUUAGUCCGUAGCUGAGCAGCUCAUCUCUCCCCAGUGUCGCAGCGCAAUCUUCUGGCAGACCACUUACCGCGUCUAGAAUUUGCUCUCUCGUCGAUGCAUGCCUAUGCGCACAAGUGGUCCUGCCAGGUUGACUUUGAUCCGCGCUUUCUACCCAAUUUUGGUUUGACUGAUGGCGAGGGAACUGAGCGCUUGUGGUCGCAGCUUCGAGGCAUGAUACCCAUGAAUCGAUCAUCGAGUGCCUCCCAUCGGCUGGAGAACAUCAAUCGUCGAGCGUCUGCUUAUAACAAGCAGCAUCUGGCCGAUCUUGGUUCGCCUAAGCUUCCAGUCUUUCAUGCACUACCUUACCAUGUCGCUGAUAUUUGGCGUAUCGAUCAUGCCCAGUGACCAAACUUAAUUCUCGACUCAAAAAUGCAAUCAAGCUCAAGGCCGAAGCCGACAGAGUCAUUACUGAGGUCGUUAAUCGCUCCGAAUGGACGGUCGCUACCCUCCUUGAACAAUGGCACGCGCAACGUGCAGCGUCCAAGCAGAUCCCUCUGAAAGAACAGCGCAAAGAGGUAGCCGAGAUGCGCAACGUCAUGUUCAAGCUUGAGCUGGUUAACAGAGAUAUUGCAGCAUGCCGGUGGGUCUGAGCUAUCGUCGUCGUUUGGGAGUGAGACACGAACCGGUGACCUAACUUCGGUAUUCCUUUUUCGAUUGCUACAGAGAAGAACUAGCCUGCGUGAACACCAUAAAUACGAACAAGCUUAUAGAACAGUCGACUAAACUCCUUACGCACAUCGGAAAUGAACAUCAGUGUCCUGGACCCUGGUACGUCACUCCCUUCUUGCAUUCUGACCCUCCGGUGUGAUCCCCUUUGUCCUCGCUUAAAUAUGUCAACACCUUUGAUUGGCACAGACUAUGAAUUUGCCUGCACAUUGAUGGUCGCAUCUCGCUCACUGUGGGACUUGGUCGUACAAUAUCGACAGGGAGCUGAGAGGCUGCGGCUCCCACGCCUAGGCGGUAAAGCCCUCGGUAGGAAAUUCAUGGUACGAGUCUUCUGCGCCGGCAGAAGGAACGCUGAUGUGUAGCAAUGCCUGCUCAUAGGUACGAAAGCGGCUGGUCUCUUGGUCAAGAAUCUUAAUUCUUUGCGUCCAAGGCUCAUGAAGGCAGUGGCGAUGUAUAACGACGAGGUGAAAAAGUAUGCUGCCAUCCUCGCCAAUUCUCAGAAUUCCCAUUCGAUCUUGAGAACCCGAAGGGUACCGCCAUCAGCCCCAGAGGAUCUCAACGAACUGCUCAAACUCGACAUCUUGACGCCGCUCUGGAACAACGGAUUAUAUAGUCAUCCCACUGAGCCGUGGGCCUACGAUGAUGAUGUUCGUGUCGGCAUUCCAGCAGUAUUGUCUUGCGCAAGAUGCCAGCAAGAAAUCAAGCGACUUGGAUGGGAAGUACGUCGCAUUGGACGGUGGCUGAUAAGCCGUCGCAAGAGGUUUCAGCAAGUUUGCCAGCAAUUACUACAACUAGAUGAGCAGGAUGACUCUGCGAUGAUGCUGCUCGAGCGAGAAGAAGAGCGUCUUAGAACUAUUGCGCGACGAUGGUUCUCGAAAGGCGGCCUAGAUCACCUGUGGGAAUGCACCCGGCAAAGCGGCGAACCGCAAACGGAGGAGUGGGUCGAGCUCCGAAUGUGGUGCACCGACGACGUUGAGGUUUUUCAACGAACCACAGCGGGUGGCUUGCCGGAUCACACAUGGCCAGACUGCAUCAUUGAUGGGAUGGUCGGAGAGUCGGACGACAUCACCACGGAUCAUGACGCCCUUCUUGACAUCAGUGAUCAUUCGAGCGAUGAUCUGAGUCAUCAUUCCGUUGACACUACCGAUUACGGCGCCUUCAGUGACGAGAUCAACGAGAACUUUGAUGAAGACGAUGGCGAUGUUUUUGGGGAAUUUGAUAUUGAUCAUAUAUAG
Microbotryum saponariae is the source of this 4122-nucleotide messenger RNA. The record is from the annotation of a GenBank genome assembly. Lineage: Eukaryota; Fungi; Basidiomycota; Microbotryomycetes; Microbotryales; Microbotryaceae.